GAACGGCCAGAAAGAGUCCGACGACUGUAGUCUGCAGUGGGUCAGUUGCAGCAGGCUACCUGUGCACAAUUCUGCCGUUUGCAAGACUGUUGGAAAUCCUAUAAACUGACUACGCCACGGAUGAAACUCGAAAUGCUUUUUCAGGCAUGGAUCCUACAACAGUUGCAGUAUUGAAAGCUGCUAAUAUUAGCACAGAAUUGCUUCCCAGUCUGUCUAAGGAGGACUUGCGUGACCUCUUUCCGGGGCCUGAGCACUUUUUCCGAAGGAAAGCCAUUUGGAGGACCACUCAUGGUGAAAAUGAGUGUGAAGAACUGGAGCAGCCUCACCUAGGCACCUCCUCUGGAACUUAUGAUGGUGCCACAAUUCCAACUACCCCAAACGCUUUGUCCACUCCUUCUUCCUUCCCUGCACCUGUCCCCUCUUCAAAGCCAGGAGACAGUGCCAGCAGAACUGUACAGCUUCAAAGUCCACAAUAUGUUGUAUACACAGACACAGAGCUGGAGCUGUCAAGAACCACCUUUUUUGAAAAACAGCGUGCUGGACAAGAAGAAGACUUCACACUCUCCAAAGAGCUUCGCUGUCGCAUAAUAAGGAACACAGUAACAAGCAUGAUCGCCAUAAAGAGAGCUGCAGGCGAUGACUUCCGAUAUCCAAGUAGCCGUGAGCUAACUGCGAUGGCUCAGCGUCUGAUUGUAUACUACCCAAUGCUGCGGGACAGGUCUGCAGCCAGUGGAGCUGAGUGGGAAUCUGUGAAGAAGCAGCUUUUGAGAAGGGUCCAAAAUGUGACAACCCCCAAAAAGAAGCAGGGAGCAACUCCUUCAAGAAAGAGGCGACUGGCCAUCAGCUUUGAGAGCAGCAGCCAUGGGUCACCCACUGAUGACAGCGGGUCCAAUGCUUCAACUUUGAGCUUGGAAACAUCACCGCAGUCUGGAGGCACUUCCCCGGAGGCUGAACAGGUGGAUGGGCCUGAAACUACUGACAGCCCACAGAACCAGGCCAGACACUACAAAGUUCUGCAGGAGCUAUACAAAUCCAAGCCCAGGCCCAACAAGAAGGAUGUUGCCCAGCUGUUGGACCUGGAAUACCAAGCAAGACGGGCUUACAUCGACUCUGAUGUUCUGAAGGAGCACGACAGACCUACCAAGAUUCUUCAAGCAUAUCCCUGCUUCAGAGAAGUGGAUCAUAUAAUGGAUGAACUGCAGCGGAUCCUCAAUCAAGGAAACCCCCACUUCAUACCUGAACUGAAGAACCGCUGGAAGACCUUUUGUGAGAAGAUCCAGUUUUAUGGCGUUUUCAAAAAAGUCAUGAGACCUCCACUGGCUGAUAAAGUAAAGCGAGGGGUUGCGAUGAUGAAAGCUUUGCCAGACGUCUUCCCAUCACCCAUUGCUCCACCCAAGAAGUUGGGGCAUGCAAGUGAGGGCAUUCUUCACAUCUUGAGUCUGUGGAAGACCCCAACGCUUUCCUGAACGCAAGACCGCUCUCCAGCCCUGUAGUGAUCGUCUGUGAGAGCAACUGCAUUCUGGCCAUCGGAACCAUGCCUGUGCUGAUCUUCCCAAAGGAGGACAUCUCAGUGUGAUGUACAUCAUGGCAUGCUGCUACACCUUUCACCUCACAUACCCCAAGUGCAUAACCACACUCCUCUCUGUGCUGCAGACAGAGGUCCUCAUGGAUGCCAUCCAUGACCAAGACAUGACUUCUUCAUAUAAAAAAGCUAUGGCUGAGUGGAGGAAGUUCAGAGGACUUUUUGCAGUGUAGGAGAAGUAAAGAAGGGGAAGUUCAUACGUCAGGUGGCAGAUGAAGAUGGACAGAAUGACUUUCAGCCCAUCAGGUCAUCCAUGAACAAAUGGAGACAGAUCUUACAUUAUAUGAGAUGGAACAUUUUAAAUUUUACUUCAACAUAAUUGAUGGCACAAUUUACCCCCAGCAUGUUUUCUGCAAAGGCUCAACUAAGUCCAAGUUUGUUCCCUUUGGAAAGCCAUAUUCCUCAUAUACAAUGACUACACCAGUGUUUCAGCAUUUUACAUGAACCCAAAUUUAUCCACUGUGUGCUUUCUUUACAGUAAAUAUGACAGCUAAAAGUUUAAAAAAUAACAACAUUACAUAUAUGCUGCUUUGUUUACAUUUGAACGAGGUAGUGCUGCAUUUAAAUCAGGGUGCAGACAGUUCUGCACAGUGUCUUCCAGAUUUCAACAAGACAACAGGACGACUUGAAACGAGCAGGACAUCGAGAUUAAUCUCAACUUUAACCUUUCAAGAAAACCCAAAGAAGCCAACAUUUUUGAGUCUUUUUUGACAAGAUAAAAAUGAACAAUCAAAGUUCAUCCUCAUCCUCAUCUUCCUCUGAGGAGAGUACUACAAGGCAUCCUUUCGAAGUCCCAGAAGACUACAAGUUGAUGCAAAACCUGGAACAUGGAAGCUGUGGAUUUGUGCCGGAACGUAUGACAAACAACACUGAAGAGCACGAGGCCAUAAAGGUGUCCGAACGGAACUGUCAAGACCAUGAGGUGAAAAUCCUGAAAAAACCCAUGAGCCACAACUCAAAGGAGAAGGACAGAACCCCCCCCAGUGAUAUCCUCGACCAUCCCUCUAUCACUAGAAGCGACCUCAGCAGCAACUCCCCCACCAGCAGUUGCGAUGAAUCUAGACCCUCCACCACCGUGUCCAUCAUGGUUAAGCCUGCAGAUCCAGAGAACAGAAUCAACCUGACAGGCUUGCCUGAUGAUGAAAGUGACCUGAAGAGCAGUAAGCUUGAGGACAGUGACACUGCUAAAGACACUGAGAACAACAAGGACAAUGAUGAAGACACUGAAGUCAAGAAGAAGGCGCAGAGAAAGACAAAGACAAAGAAGAAGAACUACUUCCAAUGCGCCUUCUCCUGGAUAAAGAAGAAGUGUUCAGGCUUCUGUGACAAGCUCAAAAAGAACAUUCAAAGUUCAUCCUCAUCUUCCUCUGAGGAGAGUACCACAAGCCAGCGUUCCGAAGUCUCAACAGGCUACACGUUCGUGAAAGAAAUCGGACAUGGAGGCUUUGCAUUAGUGGUGGAAUGUGUGAAGAACGACACCGAAGAGCACGUGGCUGUAAAGGUGCCCGAAUGGAGCAAUCUAGACCAUGAGGCGGAAAUCAUGAAAAAGCUCGUGAGCCACAACUCGAAGCAGUCAAACAUCAUCGACUACAAAGGAGACAUCUUCAUAAAAAAUAAGCGGCAACUGGUGUUUGAAAAAUUGGACAUCAGCCUGUGGGACUAUUUGCGGAAUUCACAACAGCCAAUGCCACUGGAACACGUCCGCACAAUUAUUGAGCAGCUGGCUGUAGCUCUGGAUACGACAAAGAGUGCUGGCAUAAUCCACGCUGAUCUGAAGGAAGACAACAUCAUGAUGGUGGAUCGUGUGAAGCAGCCCUUCAGAGUCAAACUCAUUGACUUUGGUGAGGCCGAGUACAGCUCCAAAACCAAAGCGGGAAAGCUCCUCCAAGUAGUUGCAUAUAGAGCUCCAGAAAUCAUCCUGGGCCUGCCGUAUUCUGAGGCCAUCGACAUUUGGUCAUUAGGCUGCGUGAUGGAGAGGAUGAUGACUUCAGAUGGUCUCUUCGGAACAGACUCCGAAUACUGGACACUCCUACGCAUGAUCGGUCUGUUGGGUGUCCCGCCACAACAUGUCAUCGAUGCUGGACGAAGAUCAGAAUUAUUUUUUCAGAAAAUGCCUGAUGGUUUGUGGCAGCUGAAGAGACCUACAGAGUGUUUUGGGACCCAUUUCGACGACGCAGUUUACCAGUUCAGCUCUCUGGAUGAAAUCGAAACGGUGUGCUCUGAGACGGACAACCUGGCAGAGGCUGAUGAGAGAAAGGAGUGCAUCGAGCUCCUGAAGGCGAUGCUUCAAUGGGACGAGAAAGACAGAAUCACCCCCAGUGGUAUCCUGAAGCAUCCCUUUAUCACGAGAAGCUACCUCAGCAGCAACUCCCCCACCAGCAGUUGCGAUGAACCGAGACCCUCCACCAGCCUGUCCAUCACGGUUAAGCCUGCAGAUCCAGAGAACAGAAUCAACCUGACAGGCUUGCCCGAUGAUGAAAGUGACCUGAAGAGCAGUAAGCUUGAGGACAGUGACACUGCUAAAGACACUGAGACCAGCAAAGACAGAAACAAUGAUGAAGACACUAAAGGCAAUGAGAAGGACCAGAGAAGGACAAAGACAAAGAAGAAGAACUGCUUCGAACGCAUCUUCUCCUGGAGAAAGAAGACGUUCUGCUGCUGCUGCUGUGUCCAAGUUUAAGGAUGUGAUACGUCUGAUGUGAUGAACUGAGCAGCACUAAUGGACUGGAUCCACAGUUCCUUUUUU
Messenger RNA from Acanthochromis polyacanthus (spiny chromis), 4328 nucleotides. RefSeq names its product homeodomain-interacting protein kinase 1-like. NCBI's taxonomy places the organism in Eukaryota, Metazoa, Chordata, Actinopteri, Pomacentridae. Bases 2304 to 4262 code for a protein of 652 amino acids. The transcript is spliced from 20 exons. Gene Ontology annotation, biological process: peptidyl-threonine phosphorylation; peptidyl-serine phosphorylation. Gene Ontology annotation, molecular function: protein serine/threonine kinase activity; ATP binding; protein tyrosine kinase activity. The record is from RefSeq and is a predicted model, not a curated record. Gene Ontology annotation, cellular component: cytoplasm; nucleus.